Molecule: messenger RNA, 706 nt
Organism: Caenorhabditis angaria
Lineage: Eukaryota; Metazoa; Nematoda; Chromadorea; Rhabditida; Rhabditidae
Source: the annotation of a GenBank genome assembly
AUGAGUGUUUCGCUAGAAAGUCGCGCAAAACUUCCGACCAAGAUUCUAGAAAUUGUGACCGAUGCCUCAACUUUACUUGCAGUUCCAAUAAAUGCCUCACAAUCAGCGGAUGUAAGUUUUUAUUUUAAAAUCAAGUGAUUUUCUUCAAACAAAUUUUUGAAACUGCGAAAAAAAUGUGAGAAAAACCUAACAAGAUUAAUUCGUUAGAGCGAUUUUGCUGUUGUAGCCUAGUUCUCAAUAUUUCUCGGUCAGCUCAAUAUUUCGGUCACAUCUGUUUCAAUUUUUUCCCAAAAGUUUGCAGAUUUGCUGUCAAAUAGCCAGCAGCUUCUCAAAUUUAUUUUGUUCCUAACUUUGAACGUCUAUUUACUAUUUUGUUUCAGAUGUUAUUGACAAGCGCAAAACAAUUGACAACACUUGUACCAGUGAUUGAUAAUUCUGCUGAAAUUCUCCAAAGUUUGAAUGAGAUGAUGGAUGCGGUCGAGGAAAAAUUACCGCAGAUGGAUAAAGGGUAACUUUCUAUUUUUGAAAAAAAUCUUUUAACUAAAACAUGUUUUUUUCUAGAAUUGAUGUUGUUUGUGGUGUUAAUGACACUCUUCAAACCUUGGAGCGGCAGAACUAUCAUUGUACGGUGCCGAAAUCAACAUCAGCUGAUAGUUUUGCAUCAUCGGUUGCGUCUUCUUCACAAACUCAUCAUUCACAACAAUAA